GCGGGCACCGGGGCGGGCUGCCCGGUGCUGUGCACGUGCCGCGGGCAGGCGGUGGACUGCAGCGGCCAGCGGCUCUUCUCCGUGCCCCCCGAGCUGCCGCUGGACACCGGCAACCUCAGCCUGGCCCACAACCGCAUCGCCAGCAUCCCGCCGGGCUACCUGGCCUGCUACGGCCAGCUGCGGGCCCUGGACCUGCGCAACAACUCGCUGGCGGCCCUGCCGGCCGGGCUCUUCCUGGGGGCCCGGCGACUGGCCCACCUCGACCUCAGCUACAACAACUUCAGCCUGGUGGCCGCCGACAUGUUCCUGGAGGCCAGCGGGCUGCUGCGGCUGGACCUCAGCCACAACCCCGGCCUGCGCCGCGUCCACCCCCAGGCCUUCCGCGGGCUGGCCCAGCUGCGGGAGCUGGACCUCAGCUACGGGGGGCUGUCGGCCAUCAGCCUGGACGCCCUGGAGGGGCUGCCGGGGCUGGUGGGGCUGCGCCUGGGCGGCAACCCCUGGGUCUGCGGCUGCGCCAUGGAGCCCUUCCUCAAGUGGCUGCGGGGACGCAUCCAGCGCUGCGCCUCGGAUUCACAAACGGCGGAGUGCCGGGCCCCCCCCGAGGUGGCGGGAGCCCCCCUGCUCUCCCUGACGGAGGAGAGCUUCCAGGCCUGCCACCUCACCCUGACGCUGGACGACUAUCUCUUCAUCGCCUUCGUCGGCUUCGUCGUCUCCAUCGCCUCGGUGGCCACCAACUUCCUGCUGGGCAUCACCGCCAACUGCUGCCACCGCUGGAGCAAGGCCAGCGAGGACGAGGACGUUUAGGCAGCGCCGCCAUCGCCGACAUCCCCCCCCCCGCCCCCCGCCCCGGUGGGGACGCCUG
Calidris pugnax (ruff) is the source of this 862-nucleotide messenger RNA. It is a transcript of the gene LRRC55, whose product is annotated as leucine rich repeat containing 55. The annotation marks the transcript as partial. Gene Ontology annotation, cellular component: voltage-gated potassium channel complex. The record is from RefSeq and is a predicted model, not a curated record. NCBI's taxonomy places the organism in Eukaryota, Metazoa, Chordata, Aves, Charadriiformes, Scolopacidae. The transcript is spliced from 2 exons. Gene Ontology annotation, molecular function: voltage-gated potassium channel activity; transmembrane transporter binding; potassium channel activator activity.